Ahaetulla prasina is the source of this 3835-nucleotide messenger RNA. It is a transcript of the gene CRYL1, whose product is annotated as crystallin lambda 1. Bases 120 to 1094 code for a protein of 324 amino acids. Gene Ontology annotation, biological process: fatty acid metabolic process. The transcript has 8 exons. The record is from RefSeq and is a predicted model, not a curated record. Gene Ontology annotation, molecular function: NAD+ binding; L-gulonate 3-dehydrogenase activity. Lineage: Eukaryota; Metazoa; Chordata; Lepidosauria; Squamata; Colubridae.
GGGGUGGGGAGGACGCGUUCCCUUUUAAACGAAACGGGAGGUGGCCCAAGUGGCCCAGAGGGUGUCCUCUUUGCCAAGCCCCGCGUCCUCUGCCGAAGGCUCUGCGCUUCUCCACCAUCAUGAAUCCUACCCAGGAGGGACGAAUUGUGAUUGUUGGCAGUGGACUCAUUGGGAGCAGCUGGGCCAUGGUUUUCGCAUCUGGUGGUUUUCAAGUAAAGCUUUAUGAUACUGUGGAAGCGCAGAUUACAAAAAGCUUGAAAAAAAUUGAUGAACAAAUGAAAGAACUCGAAACAGCUGGAAUGCUGAAAGGCUCCCUCAAAGCUGACCAGCAGAUCACUCUCAUUAGCGGUUGCACAGAUUUAAAAGAAGCUGUCAAAGGUGCCAUUUAUGUUCAGGAGUGUGUACCUGAGAAUGUAGAACUGAAAAAGAAGAUUUUUUCUCAGUUAGAUCUAAUAGUCAAUAAUGAUACUGUCCUAGCUAGUUCAACCUCGACUCUGUUGCCUACAAAAUUAUUCACUGGACUGAAGCAUGUGAAGCAGUGUAUAGUUGCACAUCCUGUAAAUCCACCAUAUUAUGUGCCGCUUGUUGAAUUAGUUCCUCAUCCGGAAACAGAUCCUUCUACAAUGGAGAAAACCUAUGCUUUGAUGAAGAAUAUAGGACAAUCACCAGUUAAAUUAACAAGAGAGAUAGAUGGAUUUGUUCUGAACCGACUUCAGUAUGCUCUUAUUAGUGAAACAUGGAGACUUGUUGGGGAUGGCGUAAUAUCACCAGAUGACCUAGACCUUGUGAUGUCUGAUGGUUUGGGAAUGCGGUAUGCAUUUAUGGGACCUCUGGAAACAAUGCAUCUAAACGCCGAAGGAAUGCUGAACUAUUGCGAUAGAUACCGUGAAGGUAUUAUCCGUGUCUUGAAAACCUUUGGACCAGUACCAGAUUUUUCUGGGAAAACAGAACAGAAAAUCAAUGAGGCCAUGGUUAAAAAAACUCCAAGUGAUCCAGAGCACCUAAAUGCCAGGAGACAGUGGAGGGAUGAAUGCCUCGUGCGCCUGGCCAAACUGAAAAGGGAUAUUAAAUCGGAUGACGUGAACCACUUUUAAAUCACAGAAACGGGCAUCAUCAAGUUGGCAUUCAAGAGGACACCUCCCUUCCAUGGCCAAACAUUACACAUGCAAAAGCCAGUUGAACCACUUAGGUCAAUUAUUUAAGGCUAGAACAUUUUUAUCUGAAAACGUUUCUAAGUGAUAUUUUAAAGCCAGAGUCUUAAACCCCUUGGCUGAGAAUCUGGGGAGAUUGUCAGUCCUCCAGGUCAUAGUUGUCUUAAAGAUGCUUUCCCCCGCCCCCCUUCAAAAGGCAGCUGGAAUGCUUUUUCCUUUUCCCUCAAGGAAAAAAAACAACCCAGUCCAGUUGCCUUUUAAGGGUGGAGGGGAAAACACCUUUGAGACCCUUGCUUGAGAUGCUUGCAUUUUAUGGGAGGGCUGCAUAGAAAUGUAUUUGUUGAGAGUAGUUUGCAAUUUUCAUCACUGAAACAAAUGGGAUGCAAAGCGAACUCAAUUUUAAACAAGAUGCUGAACUUCAAAAACCGCAUUGCUCUUGGGCUUCCGUAAUGAAAAAUAUUUUUAUGUAGAGGUAGUCUUUUAACUUGCAAUUGAGUCAUAAUUGAGCGUAGAAUUAAGAUAAUAAGUCAUAUCUACCUCAUUUUAUGACUUUUUUUGUGGCAGUCAUUAAAUAAAUGUUGUCAUCAUUAAAACAUCACAUUUUUUUGCAAUGGGCACAUUUUGCCAGAAACUGGAAGUAAAUGCUGGUCCCCGGAAAGCCCAUAAAUCACAGUUACAUGACUGUGGGAUCCUGCAAAUGGUUCUAAAUAUGGCCUGGUUGCUGAGUGCCCAAAAUAUAAUCACAUGACCACAGUGGGAGGGAAUGGUCGUCAGAAGUUGUAAGUCUCUUUCUUUUUUGGGGGGGUUGGGGUGGGGUUUGUCCAUCAUAACUAUGAACAGUUGCUAAGCGACCAGUCUUAAGUCAAGGACUACCUGUAUCAGUUCUUGGUUCAUAUUACUUUUAAGCUACAAUGUAACAGAACAGUAAUAUUUAUUUAAAACUAACUUUUUAAAGUCUUGCUUGUGAUUAAUUUAGCCCAAGCAUCGAUUACUUUUUUGCAUGGAUCUAACUAUUUUGGCAAUGGUGGUAAGGGGGGGGGGAAUGCUUUUUCUGGCCUACAUUCUCUUCUGUUUGUGUAUUUAUAGGCAGGAUAAACCAUGAUAUCCAAGUUUGUACAUAUUCUGAUUGUAGCCAAAUAAGAUUUCCAAUAUUAGCAAUAGCACUUAGAUUUAUAUACCGCUUCAUAGUGCUUUCCAGCUCUCUUUAAGCGGUUUACAGAGUCAGCAUAUUGCCCCCAACAAUCUGGGUCCUCAUUUUACCCACCUUGGAAGGAUGGAAGGCUGAGUCAACUUUUAGCCUGGAGAGAUUCGAUCUGCCAAACUGCUGGCAGCUGGUGAUCAGCAGAAGUAGCCUGCAGUACUGUACUCUAAUCACUGCACCACCUCGGCUCAUAUUAGCUUUAAUAUGAAUGAAUCUUAUAUUCAGAUGAUUAUGUUUCACAUUAUAGGCUUUGUGCUGUAUUGACGUAUUAUGCAGAUUGGCAAUAAUACCAAUAUGGGGACAAAGGACUGGAAGAUGUGAUAAUGUAGACCGUAAUUUGUUCCCCUUGGCAGUUCUUCCAGUUGGAAGGGGACAUUAACUACUUAAGACUAGAGUUGUGUCCUUAACAAUUCCUUCCUUUUAUGUCAUGGAUGCUUUAGAUUCUUUGUCAAAUAGCGGAUGUGCUAGAUCAGAGUGCCACUGUUGAAGUAUUAUAUUAGAUGUGGAAGAUUUUUGGUAUUAUAGAAUAUUGCCAGUUGGCUGCAAAAGUAGACGCAAUGAUUUCAAAGCAAGAUUUCCUUGCAAUAUUUCAUCAUUGCCCCAACAUUUUGAUUGAAACAAUUUUUGUGGAGAACUGGGUGGCUUGGGUUUUAGCGUUGCUGACUAACAAACUGCCUUUUUGUAAGAUCAGUAUACCUGAAAGCCUGGCAGUGAGAGCUCUUUAAAGAUUACACUCAGAAAAAUAAACCCUAUGAACCCUGAACUCUAGGCAAGUCCGUGAACUAUAAACUCAAGAAUACAACUGAAAUACCUGUACAUCUCUUUCUUCAUCGCAUGUACACAAUAUGGGGAAUUCAUUGGGGUUUUCUAUAUGUCUUAACCUACACUGGAGAUUGUUCAACUGAGGAAGCAUAUCCUUGUCUUCUUUGUAAAAGUAUGGGUGAUAACUACAUUACUAAAGCUUUCUUGAGAAGGCUGCUCAGUCUUUGGAAUUCCUGCAGUUAGGAGACCAACCUAGUCUCUUGUGACGUUUUAUAGCUUGUCCUGACAAGAUUAACUUUCAAUGAAUUAAUGAUCAUAAUCCUGUAAGAUUUCAUACGUGGCUGAUGGGACCUUCUAUCUUUUUUAACUGAGCAUGAUUGUGUUAUGAAUUUUUAUUAAUAUUGUCACUGAGGACUUCUGUUCCAAAAUCAAUAACUUGCCAUAACAUUUAAUGUAUUUUAUUGCCAGGCAUAUAUACGUUUCAUUAACUAUUAGAUUUCAUCAGUACAAAGCUCACUAAAUUGUUACAUUAGUACAAGCUCAAGACAUUUAAUUAGGAGAAGUAUUUAAAUGCAUCAUAGAAGACACUGCAAUCAUUACAUUAAGUAAAUUGCAAUGCUCAAAAACUCUAAAUUUUAUGUUUCUUUGUAUUAUUCUUCAAGCUGAUGAAAUAUCUGUACAUCUGUAAUCUGCUUACCAAUAAAUAUCUUUAUUGAAAUCA